This is a messenger RNA of Uranotaenia lowii, 369 nucleotides long. RefSeq lists its product as uncharacterized. The transcript has a single exon. Bases 1 to 369 code for a protein of 122 amino acids. The record is from RefSeq and is a predicted model, not a curated record. NCBI's taxonomy places the organism in Eukaryota, Metazoa, Arthropoda, Insecta, Diptera, Culicidae.
AUGGAUCCGAAUGUGCAGUUGACGAAGACGAAGGAUGGUGAAACAACCAAUCAUCCAUUCAAGGAACUGCUAGGAUAUUUGCAGUAUCUGGCUCUUUCGACGAGGCCGGACAUUUGUGCCGCGGUCAGCGCACUCAGCAAGUUUCAAACGAAGCUUUCCGAUGCGCAUUGGUCGGGACUAAAGCGGAUUCAACGAUAUCUGCGUGGUACGAUGGAGACAAAGCUGGUCUACACUAAGGGGGUAGAGAACCCUGUUUUACUGGGAUAUGCCGAUGCCGACUUUGCAAACGAUAUCGAUGACAGAAAGUCUAUUUCUGGUCAUGCAUUCAAGGUAUUUGGUAAUCUGGUUUCGUGGUCAACGAAACGUUAA